AUGAGUUCUUCUCUCGAGGCUAAAAUUGUUGUCCUCGGCGCCCAAGGCGUCGGCAAAACCUCGCUUGUCGAUCGCUAUGUCAAGAAUGACUUCAACCCCUCCGCUACAGCCUCGACUGUGGGCGCCUCCUUUGUGACCAAACGCGUUCUCGACAGCGCCUCCGAUACCAUCGUUCGACUCCAGAUCUGGGACACAGCCGGCCAGGAACGUUUCCGGAGCAUCUCUCGCCUCUACUACCGCGGCGCCAAUGCCUGCCUUCUCUGUUACGACAUCACCGACGAGCAAAGCUUCCAAGAAAUGACCGGCUGGCUCGCGGAAUUGAAGAAGAACCUCGUAGAAGACGACCCCAUUGUGAUUCACGUCGUCGGAACAAAGACCGAUAUCGUUACCCUUGAUCCCUCUCGGCGGAAAGUCCCCUUCGAACGCACAAUCGCCUACGUCGCCGAGCAGCUCUACCCAACACAGGCAUCCACACCGCCCGCGACGGCCGGCUUGGGCGGGCACUCAUCGAGCACCCUUGCAGGCGUUGAUAGCAAGCGCAGUAGUGCGUUCUGGGGCCAGGAUAUCGGGUGGGAUUGUUGCCAUGAGAUUAGCGCCAAGGAUGGUGAGGGUAUCGAGGAGGUAUUUCGUGUCAUAACUCGGAAGCUGGUCGAGCAGCGCAAUAAGCGAGAAGCGGGAACAAGUUCAUCGCAGCGAUCGUCGACAGUUUUUGAUGGAACGACGUCAUCUCUGACCCCUGGAAAUAUCGAUGGAAAUGGGAGCUUUCGCCUGGGGUACGGGGACAAACGCCGCAGCUGGUUGGGAUUUCCGCCCAGUAGUGUAGGGGAUGAACUGGAAGAUAUUGUGGAGGGUCCUAAGCGAAAAGGAGGACAGUGUUGCUGA
Molecule: messenger RNA, 882 nt
Organism: Aspergillus luchuensis
Lineage: Eukaryota; Fungi; Ascomycota; Eurotiomycetes; Eurotiales; Aspergillaceae
Product: Rab family GTPase
Exons: 2
Coding region: 1-882 (293 amino acids)
Biological process (GO): intracellular protein transport
Cellular component (GO): endomembrane system
Molecular function (GO): GTPase activity; GTP binding
Source: RefSeq, a predicted model, not a curated record